Molecule: messenger RNA, 1500 nt
Organism: Branchiostoma floridae (Florida lancelet)
Lineage: Eukaryota; Metazoa; Chordata; Leptocardii; Amphioxiformes; Branchiostomatidae
Product: ADP-ribose pyrophosphatase, mitochondrial-like
Exons: 7
Coding region: 51-1052 (333 amino acids)
Molecular function (GO): ADP-ribose diphosphatase activity
Source: RefSeq, a predicted model, not a curated record
GCGAAAAAGAGGAACUUUGUUCGCCACAGCGCUGUUCCUUCUUCUACUACAUGCCUUCAGGAAACCUGGUGCUGUUCGUAUCGGAGGUUUUCGGAGUUUUGAAGCCUUUUGGGCGGCUGAAGUCAGGUUACUGGUGUAUGGGCCAAGGUUGCAGUUCAGCCUCUCCAAGUGUUACAUAUUCUCGUUGUGCCAUGUCGUCUACUCACUGUGCAAAGUUCGUCCACACGAAAACUCGGGCCUCGCCGUACCCGCGGUCCGAACGGAAACGGCAGAUGUUCACGGAUGACCUGGUGAAGUGGGACGUAGAUUUCCCAGAGUACACACCAGAGGAGUAUACGGCACCAUCGGUGGCUAAGGGACCAGUAUGGGCCGACCCACCGGCAGGUAAUCUGGACUCGGUAAAGUGGAACCAAAUGGAUGGCAAAGUGAACAGGGAGAGUUUCACAGAUCAGUACAAGAUAAUCAAUGGUUUACCAAGGAAUCCUAUGGGACGGACAGGGCUGAAGGGUAGAGGACUGCUGGGAAAAUGGGGACCAAACCACGCAGCUGAUCCCAUCGUAACAAGGUGGAAAGUAUCAUCCUCAGGACAGGUAGAGAAACACCCAAAGUCAGGGGACCCCAUCCUUCAGUUUGUGGCUAUCAAGAGAGGGGACACAGGAGAGUGGGCUAUACCUGGGGGUAUGGUUGAUGCGGGUGAGACAGUUUCGUUGACAUUGAAGCGGGAGUUCGGAGAAGAAACGAUGAACUCGCUACUCGCUACCCCUGAGGAGAAAAAGGAAAUAGAGAACAACUUAGCCAAGCUGUUCAGUCAUGGGGCAGAGGUGUAUAGAGGCUACGUUGACGAUCCCCGCAACACAGACAAUGCCUGGAUGGAGACCAUAGCUGUCAACUUCCACGACGAAGAGGGGAACAGUGUGGCGCGAUUUAACCUCCAAGCCGGCGAUGACGCUAACGCUGUGGCGUGGAUGGACGUUGGCAGCGAGCUCUGUCUCUUCGCCAGCCACACACACUUCCUAAAGAAGGUGGCAGAACUUAGGAAAGCACACUGGUAACAGUGUUUAUAUUCAACGCAUGUAUUGUUAGGCAUAUCUGUGAAACUCACUCUCUUUUUACAUAGGAUUCAAAACUAAGUACAUGUAAUCGGUUUAGGUAUACAUCAAUGAAAAAGUCAUCUUCAAGAUAUAAUUGUGCUUGUGCAAGACUGUGCAUUAAAACUUACCUGAUUUUUAGACUUAUCCAAUUCUAUACAUACAAAUGUAUGUAAGUUUAUAGUGCUGUAUAUAUAAUUGACUCUAUGGCAGGUAUACUAUGUUAUGUUGUAUGACAUAUUUCAUAAUUGUUAUUAGUUUCAAGCUGUCAUGUCUCUUUCGUGUGAUGUUAGGAGCCGUUAAGAACAUCACAGUACAUAGUGUACUUUCAGGUACUAUGUGUUUUUAAAAGUAGUCUCUUUUCCGAAUGAAAGCUCAAUCUGUGUUGGUAAAUUCCAUAGUGAAAAGUUUA